UUCCACAGCUACUCAUCGUAACUAACUAGCUCUAGCUAAUCACAUCACCACCAUAAACCAGCUUUGUGAUUUCGAUUUGGCCACCAAUGACUAGUGCACCAGUAAUUGCAAUGUUCCUUCUGCUGACCACCACCGGGCUGGCAGCGGCCAACAAAGAUUGGGGAUACGGCGGCGGAAACAACGGUGGCUGGGGUGGCGGCGGGUUCCCAAGGCACCGGCCGGUGGAGGAUCACUACAGCCCCCGGAAGGUGGUGGUGGGCGGAAACCAGACGAGUUGGCAGUUUGGCUUUGACUACACCAAUUGGGCCAUUCGCAACGGUCCCUUCUUCGUCAACGACACUUUAGUGUUUAAGUACGAGAUGCCGGCAGACAACAGUUCGCGGCCGCACAGCGUGUACCAGCUGCCGGACCUGCGGAGCUUCCUGAGGUGCGACGUCAGCAAGGGGAAGAUGCUGGCCAACUGGACCGACGGCGCCGGCGAAGGGUUCGAGUUCGUGAUGGACAAGUGGCAGCCUUACUUCUUUGCCUGCGGCGAGGCUAACGGAAUCCAUUGCAAUAUUGGGAAGAUGAAGUUCUUCGUCAUUCCAUUCCUCCGCCGUUGGAACUUCUGAUCCAUCAGCAUCCGUCCUCGCUGGCGCCGAGUGGUGGUGCCUCCAAAUUUUGGUCCUGGAAUUUGUUUAGUUCCCCAUGUGUGGCUAAAUGUUCAAUUAUAUCCCCUAUGAUUUGGAAAUUGGAAAUAAAACUUCCUCUGGAGCUUAUGACUGAUUAUGUAGCUUGGUAUAAUAAGGCUAAUUAAGAAGG
Messenger RNA from Linum trigynum, 801 nucleotides. The record is from the annotation of a GenBank genome assembly. NCBI's taxonomy places the organism in Eukaryota, Viridiplantae, Streptophyta, Magnoliopsida, Malpighiales, Linaceae.